This is a messenger RNA of Zygotorulaspora mrakii, 2046 nucleotides long. RefSeq names its product ATP-dependent 5'-3' DNA helicase HCS1 (gene HCS1). The record is from RefSeq and is a predicted model, not a curated record. Lineage: Eukaryota; Fungi; Ascomycota; Saccharomycetes; Saccharomycetales; Saccharomycetaceae. The transcript has a single exon. Gene Ontology annotation, molecular function: ATP hydrolysis activity; 5'-3' DNA helicase activity; ATP binding. Bases 1 to 2046 code for a protein of 681 amino acids.
AUGAAUAAGAUUCUGGCUGACACAUUUCUGAGCAGUCUCCGUCAUGAAAAAACACAAGAUGUGGAAGCAACCAGCAAGCUUCUCGAUGCCUUACCGCUGCCCAAACUGGUUGAAGCAGGGUAUGCAAUAACUAACUUGAAAUUGGAAAAUCUGAGAACUGGAUUGGCCGGUAAAAUAUACGCGGAACUGGGUCCAGAUCAUGCAGUAGGUACAGAAAUCAGUCAGAGUGACAUUAAGAGUGGUGACCUAGUCUUUGUAAGGCCAAACGGUGCAUCGAAUAAAUCAUCAGCCAAACGAAAUAGCAAAAGGAGCAAUGGAAAUAAGAAAAUUGAGAAUAAUGAUCGAGAUGAUGUUCAAAUUACAGGGGUCGUCUUUAAAAUAACUGAUAAGCAGAUAUCUAUAGCCAUUGAGGAAAGUCAAGAAGAUGCAGCAUCUAAACUGUAUUUAUUUCACAGGUUAUACAUCUUAAAGACUACAAACACAAUUACUUAUCAGCGAAUGGAAUCUACUAUGCGUCGACUGGCGGAAUUUGAGUCGAUUCCUAAUAAUCCAAUUAUGCAGUAUUUAUUGAAUGAUAGACCCUUCAAUCCCCAGCCGCCAGCAGCAGAUGUCGCUUUUCACAACGGAUCAUUGAAUGGCCCCCAACGUGAUGCCGUCCGUUUUUCAUUGAGCAAUGACAUCAGCAUUAUACAUGGGCCUCCUGGCACUGGUAAAACAUUCACUUUGGUCGAACUGAUUCAACAGCUUUGCGGUAAGGGGCAACGUGUUCUUGUUUGUGGACCAUCCAAUAUGGCAGUUGACACCAUACUUGGGAGACUUGCCAAAAUUUUGCCAGGCAAUAUGCUCUUGCGAAUUGGACAUCCAGCACGCCUCCUCAGUUCAAAUUUAGCGCAUUCUUUGGACAUAUUGAGCAAAAGCGGUUCCAGAGGCUCUAUAGUCAAAGAGAUAAUUAGUGAAAUUGAUAGUAAAAUCGCAAAUAUAAGGAAAAUGAAGUCAUACAAAGAUCGAAAACAAGGAUGGCAAGAGGUAAAAGAUCUCAGAAAGGAACUUAGACAGAGAGAAAGAAAGGCCGUCACCGAUCUGAUAUUGGAAGCCAGGGUGAUUGUCGCGACAUUGCACGGAUCGAGUAGCAGAGAGCUAUGUUCGUUAUACAACCAAAUUCCGAAAUUAUUUGAUGUCCUUAUCAUCGAUGAAGUUUCACAAAGUCUCGAACCUCAAUGUUGGAUACCGCUAAUCUCUCAUUAUAAAUCUGAUUUUACCAAGCUGGUGCUUGCAGGAGAUAAUAAACAGUUGCCUCCAACAAUAAAAACCGAGGAUGACAAAAAGGUCAAGUCAGUCCUAAACAAAACGCUCUUUGACAGAUUGGUAGACUUAUAUGGAGACAGUUUCAAAUGUCUGUUAACUCUGCAGUAUAGAAUGAACCAGCAGAUUAUGACCUUUCCUUCCCAAGCCAUGUAUGAUGGAGAACUAUUAGCAGAUAUAUCCGUUGCGGGAAAGACAUUGUCCGAUUUGAGGGGAAUAUCCUUCUACUCAGAUAAGGACGGUGAAGCGCCCUUGAUAUGGUACGAUACCCAAGGUGACGAUUUCCCCGAAAGCGCAGGUGAAGAUGAUGCUCUAAUAUCUUCAAAAUAUAACGAAAAUGAGGCAUAUCUUGUAAAAUAUCACGUAGAUAAAUUGAUUGAUUGUGAAGUUUCGCCAGAACAAAUCGGCGUAAUUGCUCCUUACAGUGCACAGGUGUCUCUUUUGAGAAAAAUCAUCAAUGAAGAGAUAUCAGGCAUUGAAAUCUCAACUGUUGAUGGAUUCCAAGGCAGAGAAAAAGAGGUGAUUAUUCUUUCUCUUGUGAGAAGUAACGAUAAAUUUGAAGUCGGGUUUCUAAAGGAGAAGAGAAGGCUAAAUGUAGCAAUGACAAGGCCUAAGAAACAACUAUGUGUUAUCGGAAAUAUUGAAACGUUGCAAAGAAGUAAAGAUCCCUUUUUGGUUAAAUGGUCCAGAUGGUGCGAAGAUAACGCUGAUAUCAGAUAUCCUGAUAUAAGUGACAUUCUAUAA